GCUUAUUUUGAGUAUUUCAAAAAUCGAACGCAGCCCCAUCGCAUCGCCGCGUGUACGUUUUGGUUGCAAAAAGAAAUACUGCUCAGAACAGACCAAACCAAACAAACCGAGCCAAACAAACUAAAAGUCGCGUCGGAAAGCCGUUAAAUAACGCAAAGUUUUUAAUAUUUUUUUUCGGUGCCAUGUGCCAUUGUUGAUGUUUUUUUUUGUUGCUAACAAAGUUUAACUGUGUGUCUUGGCCGUUUGUUUUCGUUUUUAUCGGGGAAAUGCGCGCGCGCAUUUAUGAAGUGAAACAGCGAAACUUAAAAAGCAGCCGUCUUGACGUCUAUGCAUCUUAAGCCUGCAACAACAACAAGAAAAACAACAACAAUAAGAAGAGAUACAGAACAAGGAAGCAAAGAAGUCAACUUGCAACGCACUCGUUGCUUUUUGGCCCCUGAACUUGGCGGGCUCAAUCCUUUUGGCAGGCGCGGGACUUUGCCGCUCGGCAGCGGCAGCUGCGGCGGCGCGGCAUGGAUCAUGCCGUGAAAGCGACGCGCGGCCGCCCGCUCAACACGCUCCGCUUCGAGAACGACGAGCUGGAAUGCCUCUACCAGCGGUACACGCUGAAGCUCCAGCGCUUCUCGGUGCUCGGGGUGGUGGCCCUCGUCUUCGUUCUCUGCGGCGUCAUGGCGGCCCUCUCGCUGACCUUCAAUAAUGCGGCCACCUUUCACAACAUCUUCAAUGCGAUCGUUUGCGGGCUGUUCGCCGUGGUGCUGGUGCUGCUGCAGUGCUCGGUGAUCAAGGACCACCACCUGCCCACCUUGUGCUACGGGAUCCUGCUCUUCACGGCCAGCAUCUGUGUGGUGUCCAUGCCCACGCUGGGCAGCGUGUUCCCGGUGGACACCAAGGAGGUGAUGGCCGAGGGCGUCUGGCAGAUCGUCUUCGUGGUCUUCCUCGCCUAUGCGAUGAUGCCGCUGCAGAUUUGGGAGGCGGUGGCCUUUGGCAUCGCCCUGCCCUCGGUGCACAUCAGCUUGACGGUCUACAAGAUCUUCACGGAUGCCCUGCGCUAUCUGGAGUACAACCAACUGAUUGCCAACAUAGUGAUCUUCAUUGGGGUUAAUGUGGCCGGCUUGGUGGUCAACAUCAUGAUGGAGCGGGCUCAGCGGAGAACCUUCCUCGAUACGCGCAACUGCAUCGCAUCCCGGCUGGAGAUCCAGGAUGAGAACGAGAAGCUGGAGAGGCUUCUGCUGUCCGUUCUGCCCCAGCACGUGGCCAUGCAGAUGAAGAACGACAUCCUGUCGCCGGUGGCUGGACAAUUCCAUCGGAUCUACAUCCAGAAGCACGAGAACGUGAGCAUUCUGUUCGCCGACAUCGUGGGAUUCACGGUCCUCUCCUCGCAGUGCAGCGCCCAGGAGUUGGUCAGGUUGCUCAACGAGCUCUUCGGGAGAUUCGAUCAGCUGGCACAUGACAACCACUGCUUGCGAAUCAAGAUCCUAGGCGACUGUUAUUAUUGUGUCUCCGGAUUGCCAGAACCGCGAAAGGAUCACGCCAAAUGCGCCGUGGAAAUGGGACUCGAUAUGAUCGAUGCCAUUGCCACCGUGGUGGAGGCCACCGACGUCAUCCUGAACAUGCGCGUGGGCAUCCACACGGGCCGUGUCCUCUGCGGUGUUUUGGGCCUCAGGAAGUGGCAGUUCGACGUCUGGUCCAACGACGUCACCCUGGCCAACCACAUGGAGUCCGGCGGGGAGCCGGGCCGGGUGCACGUGACCCGUGCCACCCUCGACUCCCUCUCCGGCGAGUACGAGGUGGAGGCUGGCCACGGGGACGAGCGCUCCUCGUACCUCCGCGAUCACGGAGUGGAUACCUUCUUCAUCGUUCCGCCGCCACAUCGACGCAAGCCGCUGAUGCUGAACACGCUGGGCGUGCGAUCGGCGAUCGGAAGUCGGCGGAAGCUCUCGUUCCGAAAUGUUUCGAAUGUGGUGAUGCAGCUGCUGCACACGAUCAAGUUCUCGGAGCCCGUGCCCUUCUCCAACAUUGCCACCGGAUCCUUCCCCUCGGCGGCCAACGCCCUCGGGGGCGGAGUGGGCGUGGGCGGGGGCGUGGCAAGGGGCAGCACCUGCGAGGCGAGUGCAGGCAGCGUUCAAGUUUCCGAAAAGGGAUCCCGAAAGGUGAUACGUCUGCAAAAGAUCUUGCAUGCAACACCGCCACCGCACGGCAUUGUGGGAUAUGGCAGCGUCGACGGUAUUUCCGGUGGCGUUGGUGGUGCUGGUGGCGGUAUUUCCGGUGGCGGUGGCAAUGGCAAUGGCAAUGGCAGUGGCAUUGCCGGCAUUGCCAGUGGGGGCAGUGUCCAAGUGACCGUAGGCACAAAUCCCAACUCAACAGCGAGUACGAUUAGUCGCAUUCAUAGGCACAAUCACAAGAACAAUAAAUCGCAAUCGAAGGUGGCGGACAAGUUCAAGAGGCCGUUUCGCAAGAGGCACUCGGUGGCUGCACACCAUCAGCCCACGAAUCGGGUGAACCGCUUCCUUUCGCAAGCGAUCAAUGCCAGAUCCGUGGAUUGCGACAAGUCGGAGCACGUGGACCGGCUGACCCUGCGCUUCCGGCAGAGCGACAUGGAGCGGGAGUACCACAAGGACUUCGAUCUCGGCUUCACCACCGCCAUGGGUUGCUCGCUCCUGCUGUUGAUCUUGGGAGCAGCUCUCCAGGUGACCGCUCUGCCGAGGACCCUCAUCCUCCUGCUGCUCUUCCUCACCGCCUUCGUCUGGGUGAGCGCCAUCCUGAUGCUCCUGCUCGCCGUGCGGCUCAAGUGGAUCAUCUGGGACAUCUCCGAGAGCUUCUCGCUGCGGAUGGCCAUCACCAUCUUCACCGUCAUCCUCAUCUACUCAGUGGGACAGGUUAAUGUGUUUACGUGUGUUUCGGACCAUCCUUGCUCGGGAAAUGGGACGACAUCCUACCAACUGGACUCCCAUCGCAAGUGCUCCUUGCCACAGUACGUGUCCCUUUCCGCAGCCUUUGCUUUUCUAUCGGUCUCCGUGUUCCUCAGGCUACCCAUCAUAUUCAAAUCCCUGUUGGUCCUUGGAAUGGGCACCAUUUACGGUCUGUUUAUCGAACUUUCGCAUCAGAACAUCUUCGAGUGCUACGACAACCGGGUCAACGCCUCGAUUCCGCUUCAUUUGAUCUCGCUGGCACGGAUUGCCAUCUUCAUGAUUGCCAUUCUGGUCCACGGACGCUUGGUGGAGGGCACUGCCCGUCUGGACUUCUUGUGGCAACUGCAGGCCUCCCAGGAAAAGAAGGAGAUGGACGUGCUGCAGGAGUCGAACAAGCGCAUUCUGCACAAUUUGCUGCCCGCUCAUGUGGCUGCACAUUUCCUCGAUGCGCAAUUCCGCAAUAAUAUGGAGCUCUACCAUCAAAGCUAUGCCAAAGUAGGCGUAAUCUUCGCCAGCGUUCCCAACUUCAAUGAGUUCUACACCGAGAUGGAUGGCUCCGAUCAGGGACUCGAAUGCCUGCGUCUGCUGAACGAGAUCAUCGCUGACUUUGACGAGCUGCUCAAGGAAGAUCGCUUCCGGGGCAUCGACAAGAUCAAGACCGUGGGCAGCACUUAUAUGGCUGUCGUGGGUCUGAUUCCCGAGUACAAGAUCCAGCCCAACGAUCCCAAUUCGGUGAGGCGCCACAUGACGGCGCUCAUUGAAUAUGUGAAGGCGAUGCGACAUUCCCUGCAGGAGAUCAACAGCCAUUCGUACAACAACUUUAUGCUGCGAGUGGGCAUCAACAUUGGACCCGUUGUGGCUGGUGUGAUUGGAGCCCGAAAGCCGCAGUACGACAUUUGGGGCAACACGGUGAACGUGGCCAGUCGCAUGGACUCCACCGGAGUGCCUGGCUACUCGCAGGUCACCCAGGAGGUGGUGGACAGCCUGGUGGGCUCGCACUUUGAAUUCCGUUGUCGCGGAACCAUAAAAGUGAAGGGCAAAGGCGACAUGGUCACCUACUUUUUGUGCGACAGUGGCAACAAAUCGCUGAACGGCGAGGUGCGGAAUGCCAUGUCGCUGCCCCAGAGCCUCCAUGCUCCGGAUUACUACAUGAAGGUCUCCCAGUUCCCGGAGAAUCGGGUGAACACAGACACCUAUAGCAAGAAGGAGAACGGACAUUUGUACGCUGGCAAUGGUGGCGAGGAGCAGCAGUUGCUGCUGCAGCACCAGCACAAACAGCUCGAUCCGCUGCCGCUACCCGCACCACCGCCUCCAGUGCACCACCAUCUCCACCAGCAGCAGCAGCAGCGUUUGAAUAGCAAACUGCAGAAGCAGCCAAUCUUCAUGGCAAAUGGUGGCUUGCCCAAUAUACGAGAGAAUGGCAACGGUCACAAUGGCGAAUCGCAACAGCAGCAGCAGCAGCAGCAACAACAACAGCAGCAGCAACAGCAACAACAGCAGCAGCAGACGAAUCAUGGUGGUUUUAUGGUGACCACAACGACGACGACACCGCCGGCUGCAGUGGCGGUUCCCCUCCAGCCCCUCCAGCACCACCAACUCCAGUUCCAGCACCAUCCUCUUCCCGCAACAGCAGCAACUGUGGCAGUGCCGCAUCAGCACCAAAUCCUCCUGCACCACCAGCUCCAGUUGCAGCACCACCAGCAGCAACAGCAAACGAAUCAGAUUCCGGUAAUGUUGCGCGAGUUUAAUAUCAUUGAGAACCCGACAAAUGGUGGCCGGCAUACGCAAAUGGAGCAGCUGCCGCCGCAUCACGGCAGUCUCGAUCCAUCCAAUGGAUUGGGAAUGGGAAUGGGUGCGGGAUUGGGAACGGGAAUGGGAAUGGGAAUGGGUGUGGGUGUGGGUGGAGGGACUGGCGUGAUUGGCGGCGACUGCUUCAUGAUGCCACGGCGAGAUCGCGAUCGAGAUCGAAAUUAUGCGCCGCCCCUAAACCAGCAUGGCCAUCAUCCACCACCGCCUCAUCACCUCCAUUCGAACCUGAAUCUGAACAUGAACAUGAACAUGAACAUGAGCAUGAACGUGGGUCAGCACCCGACAUCGUUCACCAGUCUGGGCUAUAGCCACUGCCGGGAGAGCGAGCCGCUAUUGCAUGCCAGCAGCGUCGCGCCGGUAGCCAAGAUCAUGCCCAUGCAGCAUGCGCCAAAGUACGAGCCACCACGUUACACUUCUCCCCACACCGUGUUGUCGCAGCAUCAGCAUCAGCAGCUCCAGCAUCAGCAACUCCAGCAUCAUCAGCAGGGGAAUCCCCUACAGGAUCAGCAGUCGAAGGAUCACCUGCAGCAGCAGGAGCAACUGAAUCCGCAGCGACAGCAGCAGCAGCAACAGUAUGCAAUGUACUCGCAGCAGCCGCAGUUGCCGCCGAAACCGGCGCUCAGGAGCUACAUGAAGCCGCUGCCGAAGCUACCAGCCGAUCUGGAGGAGAGCCGGGACAUGUCCUCCACGGAUGACCUCAGCUCCCGGCCGCACUCGCCCUCGAUGAGCAGCUCCGAUGAGAGCUACUCGAAGACCACCGAGGGCGAGGGCGAGGGCGACGGCGAUGAGGAUUCACCGCGCAUCCUCAACGGCGGAAGUCACCUGCAUCGCAACGGUUAUCACUUGCCAGCCGGAGGAGGAUUGGUGAAUCCCCUGCAGUGGCUCUAUCCAUGCGACAUCCAAGUGGAUCCCACAUCGCCGGUGGUGGACAUGGCACAGCUGCACGACUUCGAACUGAGCUCCACCACCGAGAGUCAGGGCCAUCACACCACGAGCAACACCACGAGCAACACGCAACACAAAGGCGACAGUUGCAACAGUUUCGAUUACCAGAAGAGUGCAGUUGGCUUGGCAGCGGGAAUGGCUCCAGCCGCGUCCACCACGAAGUCACCAUUCGAGAGGGAACUGCAGCGCCUGCUCAAUGAAUCGUCGCGUGCUCGUUGCUUGGCCAAUCCAACUGGAAGUGCAACUGGAGGAGCGGCAACCAAUGCCAUUUCCAUCACAGAUCAUUCGGCUAGCAAUGGCAGUCGCGAGUUGAGUUACUCCAUCAGCAAUGGGAAACUGAGUUCCACCAAUGGACUGGCAGCCACUGGAUCGGGUUCGGGAUCUGGUUCCGGAUCUGGUUCCGGUUCCGGUUCGGGAUCGGCGGCGGGCAACGGCAGCGGCGGCAGUGGCAGCAGCAAUGGCAAUCUCAGCGGCGGCAGCGGCAGCCACUCAAAUAGUGGCAACAACAACAGCAGCCACAACCACAAAUCCGAUCAGCAGCAGCAGCAGCAUGCGGAUCAUGAUCUGCCAUCGAUGGCCACCGGUGGUGGCAAGUUGCCCGGAAGCAGUAGCUUCAUGAUCGCCAAGCAUCCGGUUGGCUUGGAGGCCAUCAAGGAGAUAACGCGCAACAAGAAUCCCUCGGAGUCGAGCCAAAUGCAAACCUCGGACACGGAAUCCUGCGAGAUCCUGCACGAGAACCGCAGCCAGAUGCAUGUGCUGGCCAUGCUGGAGAUGCAAACGGCGAAGGAGCUGAACGGCGGUCACGUACACCAUCCCCAUCCGCCGCAGAGGAGCCAUCGCCAGCGGCCGCGCUCCAAGGAGCUGCAGUACAGCCACGAGAGCCUGGACGGACUGGAUGGACCGGCGGUGCAAGCGGUGCAGUCGCAGCAGCGCCACCAGCGUUACCACCACCACCACCAUCACCACAGUCACAGUCACAACCACAACCACCAGCAGCAGAGGCAGCAGCACCACCAACAGCAGCAACAACAACAGCAGCAACAGCGGUACAACCAUGUGCAGGAGCAGGAGGAGCGUGACGACACCGAGGACAACCUGGCCGACGAGGAGUUCGAGGAUGACGAAGUGGGUCGCGAUGUUCGCCAGCGGCGUCUCCAGAAGUCCGAUCUCAGUCACAAAAGGGGGAAAUUGGGGGCAGGCGAAGCAGGUGAUCAUCACAAUGAAGGGGGAGACGAGGAUGAGGACGACGACGAUGAGGAUGAGGACCACCAACACCACCAACUCCAUCACAACCAUCAGCGGGAUGGAGGACACAGGGAGGUUGCUCCGCUCACAAAUGGCAGCAUCCGAGGUUUGGAGGCGAAUGUGAUAAACGACGAGCUGAAGUACGGAGCGGCGCAUCUCAACCACCAGUCCAUGGACUCCAAUCCCUUGGAGAGCCAGUCGGAGUGGUCGGACGACGACUGUCGCGAGGAAGCCACAGGAGGAGCUGAAUCCACGGGCUAUAUCACAGAUGAGCCCGGACUGGAGAACAUCUCGCUGCUGAACGAGGCGGGUCUCACCGAUGCUGAAGGAGCACUCUCGGAUGUUAACUCACUGUACAACGCACCGGAUGUGGAUGACACCUCGGUGUCCAGCAGGGCCAGUUCCCGCCUGCUCAGCCUGGACUCGCUGAGCGGAUUGUACGACUGCGAUCUGGACUCGAAGCACGAGCUGGCCAUCGUGAAUGCCUCGCACAAGAUCUCCAGCAAGUUUGGACAGCCUACCUCGCCGGCACAACAGCAGCAGCAGCAAAAUCAGCAGCAAAAUCCGCAACAGCAACAGCAGCAGCAACAAAAUCAGCAACUGCAGCAGCAGCAAACUCAAGCCCAAUCGCAUUUGGCUCCGGUUCAAUUUCAAUCAGCUGAAGAGCUGAGGGAGUAAAGAUAAAAAGAUAAAAAAUAUUGAAAGAUUGAAAGAUUGGCGAAGAUGGGAGCGUUAAACACUCAACACGUUGUUAUUGCUAUACGCAAAUGGUGUCUAAUAAUUUACAAUAAACCAACCUAAACUAAAGUAAACUAAACUAAAUCUAGAGAUAGGCAACAGAUAUAUUAUAUAUAUGAAUAUAUUUAUGUAAAGCAGAGGCACUUAAAGCUGAUCUAUGGCACUUUUAGAUGUAAGUCCGUUUACUUUACUGCGGCUAGUAGGUAUUAACUCGUAUAUAUAUAUAGUAUAUGCAGAAAAAUCUAUAUGUGAACAUGUAGUCAUUGGUUACCCAGUUAAGCGUUCCAGUUACUAUCCCGCGUGCAAAAACAAAAACAAAAAAGCUAAAUACGAAAUUAAACUUGAUAUUUAGCCGCGAAUUCGAGAUAUCCAAAUGCUAAUCCAUGAAUUCAUCAUUUAGUGCGCUUAGUCCUCCUAAGGAUUUAAUUGUGGCGAAGGGAAAGCAGUUAGGCUUCCCCAUUAAAGUCCCAUAAAUAUGUUAUAAAUGUACGAAUAUAUAUAUAAAUGUAUAUGUAUCAUUUUGAUAAUCGAAUAAGCAAAGAUUUGGCCAUUUAUACGAAGCCACAACAAUGCAUGACAAGCUGUAAAUAAAAACCAAGUGUUAUAAAUAA
Molecule: messenger RNA, 8257 nt
Organism: Drosophila ficusphila
Lineage: Eukaryota; Metazoa; Arthropoda; Insecta; Diptera; Drosophilidae
Gene: rut
Product: Ca(2+)/calmodulin-responsive adenylate cyclase
Biological process (GO): adenylate cyclase-activating G protein-coupled receptor signaling pathway; intracellular signal transduction; cAMP biosynthetic process
Cellular component (GO): plasma membrane
Molecular function (GO): adenylate cyclase activity
Source: RefSeq, a predicted model, not a curated record